AUGGCUCUUCAGAGUGGGGAGGACAUCUACGCCACGCUUCUUACGAGCGACACGUACUUGCCAGGCGCCCUUGUUCUGGCCCACUCGCUCCGCGAUGCCGGCACGUCCAAGAAGCUGGCCGUCCUGGCCACGCUCGACUCCGUGUCCGCCGAGGUCAUUACCCAGCUCAAAAAUGUGUACGACUACGUGAUAUCCGUGCCGCGUAUCAAAAACGAGGCCUCGGCCGGCAAACUUCACCUCAUGAACCGCCCCGAUCUCCACUCCGCCUUCACCAAGAUCAACCUCUGGAAACAAGCCCAGUUCCGCAAGAUCGUCUACAUCGACGCCGAUGUUGUCGCGUACCGGGCCCCCGAUGAGCUCUUUGACCUCCCCCACGCCUUUGCCGCAGCACCAGACAUCGGCUGGCCCGAUCUGUUCAACACCGGCGUCAUGGUCCUCACACCCAAUGUCGGCGAGUACUACGCCCUCUCUGCCAUGGCCCAGCGCGGCAUCUCUUUUGACGGCGCCGACCAGGGCCUCCUGAACAUGUAUUUUAAGAACUCCUACCACCGCCUGCCAUUUACCUACAACGUCACUCCGUCUGCUCACUACCAGUACCUUCCGGCGUACCGCCACUUCCAAUCGAAUGUCACCAUGGUCCACUUCAUCGGCUCCGACAAACCAUGGACCCGGGGCCGCGGUGCUUCCCACGGUGGCGGUGUCUACGACGAGAUGGUCGGACAGUGGUGGGCUGUUUACGAUCGCCAUUAUCGCCCUGCUAAUAACUCCCGGCGAGCCCUCCUUGGAUCUCGGGCGCUCGACAUACGUCGUUUUAUGCGUCCCGCGAGCAUCAGCACCUGCAACAUUCCCCAGCACCAGCAGCACCACCACCACAAAACAAUGAACAUGACCAUGGACCACCUGACCAGCAACCUCAUUAUCCUCAUCACCACCAUGAACAUCAACAUGACAAAUUUCACAGUCAUCAUGAUCAAAACCAGUCCCAUGAGCAUGAUCGCUCCGAACCUGCUCCUCCCCCAGCGUCCUCUCUUUUGUUUCAGCAAGACACCUCGCACCACCCGCCCCAUGUUGUCUCUUUUGCGAUUUCUGAUGGGAACACGCGCACUGAGACUCGAGAAGACCAGGUUCCGGGUCCACAACCGGGAACGUCUCAACCUCCGGCACAAGAGCAAAAGCAUGAGCCAGAACGACCCCCAAUGGAGCCCACCACCGCCGACAAAUGCUAAACCGGAGGCAAUGAACUUCCCGCAGACCCACUACGAAAUGUCCCGCGACGCAACGCCGUUCAUCCCGCCGCCGCGGUACGCGAGUCCGCCGCGCGACAUGUGGUAUGAAGUGCCAAAGGCGGCCCCUGCCCCUGCGCACGAGCGGCCGGCAGCCAUCUUCCCAUGGGAGACGCACCAACCACCAGCGACCCGUGUCUUUGCCGAGCCACCGCCGCCACCAGCCCCCUUAUCUGAACCGACCCGAGCCGAAACGCAUUCGGGUCAGUCGGGCGACCAUCCACACCCUUCCUUCCAGGAGCCAGGAGCUGAGCCAUCUAUGACCACAGGUUCGCCCUCGAUGGAUUUGAAGACGGAGCCCACCACACCAACCAUGCCAUCGACCGCUCGUGACGUGCCGCCCUCUGACCCCUGGGCGUCGUUUACGCGAACCAACGCUUGGGACGGGGUGCCCCAGAUCGAGCGGUACGUCGACGCUUUCCAGAAGCAGCACCGCCGAGUGAGGAGCCGUGGCCAAGCGCCCGGUGGCGGUCUGCGAUCAGGAACCAGUGUCGGUGACGUGAGCGGUGGCGGUGGCGCUGACGACGCCGCCUCCGCGCCGUGGAGGCGCGGCUCCAAAGUCACAGACUUCCCCAGCGAAGUAGAACGACCCAGUCUACCCGUCACACCAGCGCCGAUUCGUCGAUCCAGUUACUGGGGCAGUGGUGGUCCCAGCUUUGGCACAGACGAUGACGAUGCGGAAGGCGGUGACGGCACGCACCUGCUGCCGGCUGCCGAUGGUGUGCCGAAGCAGGCCGACUGGGUAUGUGUGCAUGGCGUAGUGUGGACGCCGGCAGACUGCCUCUGCGAACAUCUGCGACGCUAUCGUAUUGCUGGUCUUGGCGAUCAUAGCGAUCUAAAAGACCAAGAUCGUAGUGAUGACCUGAAACGUACUAACAAUCUUGGGAACAACAAGGAUCCGGCCACGCAGCUGCAGAAGCUGGCCAAACAGCAGUCAGAAAUACUAUUCCAGAAGCUGGGCAACGCCGGCGAUGCCGACCGGGGUGAGGCUAGCGAUGCACCCCGUACCAUCCCGCUGCGGCCGCUUCCUUUUGGAUCCGAGAACAUCGAGUCCCCAACCUAUGUCGCCCAGGCGCCGCCCGCCGUGGUCAGCCCGAAACCGAUCAAGCCCGGCGGUCUCGAGACCAGCUCAGUGCGCAGCAUUUACGACCAAAGCAGUAGCAACAGCGGUGCAGCAGGCGCCGGCACGGGCGGCGACGACGUUACCAUACCGCCCAAUACCUCGGACACAAAGAUUGCCGAGCCCUCGUAUCUCGGCCCCGGCAUCGUUUUCGAAAAGGACGAGAGCUACCCCGAGCAGGAAGUGGCGGCAGCGCUGCCCUCGGAAGAGGAAUUGGAUGUACUGGAUACAUGA
Sporothrix brasiliensis 5110 is the source of this 2637-nucleotide messenger RNA. RefSeq lists its product as uncharacterized. The record is from RefSeq and is a predicted model, not a curated record. Bases 1 to 2637 code for a protein of 878 amino acids. Gene Ontology annotation, molecular function: glycosyltransferase activity. Gene Ontology annotation, cellular component: cytoplasm. The transcript has 7 exons. Lineage: Eukaryota; Fungi; Ascomycota; Sordariomycetes; Ophiostomatales; Ophiostomataceae.